Thalassophryne amazonica is the source of this 1615-nucleotide messenger RNA. Its product is annotated as alpha-(1,3)-fucosyltransferase 9-like. Gene Ontology annotation, molecular function: alpha-(1->3)-fucosyltransferase activity. The coding region runs from base 72 to 1172 and encodes 366 amino acids. The record is from RefSeq and is a predicted model, not a curated record. Gene Ontology annotation, cellular component: membrane. NCBI's taxonomy places the organism in Eukaryota, Metazoa, Chordata, Actinopteri, Batrachoidiformes, Batrachoididae. The transcript has 2 exons.
CGCAGUUUCAAACCGUCACCUGCGGACAAACUGAACAUCACAAGAAAGUUCUGCCACCUAAGUUCUUCAAAAUGCUUUGCUCUUUCAAGGUUUCUCAUUUUCAGGCCAUCCUGCCAGGGAUCAUUGGAAUAACCGGAAUCGUCAUCCUGUUUGUAAUGUACUUUAAAUCGCCUCCACUCAGUAUAUGCCACAUUCCACCUGCUCAAUCAGGACAAAUUAAAUUGCACGGUGACAACAAAUUAGCAGAGCAGCAGCUGCAAUAUAAACCUUUAAUGCUGCUGUGGUUCUGGCCCGAAAACAAGCAGUUUGAUUUUAACGUGUGUAAGAAGAUUUUCAAGCCGGUCAGAUGUCAGCUCACCGAUGACAGAUCUUUGUACUCCAAAGCUGAGGUUGUUGUGAUGUUUCACCGAACUAUUGAAGAAAAUAUGACAAACCUACCUACAUUAGCCAGACCCAGAAUUCAGAGGUGGAUCUGGUUCAACACCGACCCAAAAAACAACACACGCAGGAUACCGGGUAUCGAACGCCUUUUCAACUUGACUUUGACCUACAGGAAGGAUGGAGAUAUCCGUGUGCAGUGGCAACUGAGUGCCAGGAAGAGCACAGACAAAGAUUUUGUGCUGCCCCCGAAGGAGAGAUUUCUCUGCUGGAUUGUGGAGAAGAAGGAGCUCGACACGGGAUCAGGGGAGAGAAACCGAUACUACAGAGAGCUCAUCAAACACAUUCCGGUGGACAUCUUUGAGCCCGCAUCUCUCAGUGAUGACCACUACUUUCAAACAAUUAGCAGCUGUAAAUUUUACCUUUCCUUUGAGAAAUCAGAUGAUAAAGAUUAUAUUACAGAAACAUUCAACGGGCCUCUUGCAGUCGGCACUGUGCCGAUAGUUUUGGGGCCACCGAGGAAAAACUAUGAGGAGUUUUUUCCAGGCACUUCAUUCAUACACGUUAAUGACUUUUCUGAUGCUAAAACUCUGGCUGAUUUCAUCUCGAGAAUGGUUGAUAAUGAUGAGACUUACAUGAGGUACUUUGGUUGGCGCAAAUCCUAUGUUGCUCGACGUCAUCUUACUCAAGACAAAUAUGAGUUUGCACGUGCAAUCUGUCAGGCCUGUAACCAUGUGGGCGUUUACAGGGAGUAUAGAGUUGUUCCUGACAUAUACAAGUGGUACUUUAUUUGAUACUUGAAUCAAUGCAGUGCUCAUUACCAUCACUGCCUCAGCCAACAAGGUAAUGUUUUUGACCCUAUCUGUCUGCUGUUCGCAGAAGUAAGAAAUUUGGAUUUUCAUUAAAAUUGGUGGAGGGAUGGGGCCUGGACCAAGGAAAAGCCUGUUAAAUUUGGUAAAGAUCAACAGGAUGGAUCCAGGAAUCUUUUUUCUUUUUAACUUUGCUUGAUCAGAACAGAGAAAAUUUAAUUUUCUGGGUGCCUUGGUGGCUUCCUUCAAUAGGUUUGAAAAUUUGCAGCCCCCCCCCCCAAAAAAAAAGAUUAAAUUUGAAACUUGUUGGGUGAGUAAAUGUUAGAUGGUGUGAAAUAUAAUGUGUGUGAAAAGUUGAAAAUGUGAAAUUCUUCCAAAUGGGUCACUUCCACUAUUUUAUCAAUAAAUUACUCUUUCCAUUAAAUUUA